Sitophilus oryzae (rice weevil) is the source of this 1148-nucleotide messenger RNA. Its product is annotated as deoxynucleotidyltransferase terminal-interacting protein 2. Gene Ontology annotation, biological process: RNA processing. Gene Ontology annotation, molecular function: RNA binding. The coding region runs from base 270 to 1034 and encodes 254 amino acids. The record is from RefSeq and is a predicted model, not a curated record. The transcript has 5 exons. NCBI's taxonomy places the organism in Eukaryota, Metazoa, Arthropoda, Insecta, Coleoptera, Curculionidae. Gene Ontology annotation, cellular component: nucleolus.
UCUGUGGCGAAUCAUAGAAAACCACAAAAACCAUGUGUAUGUGUUUUGUGGAAAAUAACAUAACGUGAACAUAACUAUAACAUAACUAAUAUAAAUUGAUAUUUUUCUAUUUUUGUUAGUUGAUAACGUUGAUAAUGAGAUGAUAUUAUGAUAUAGCUAGCAAUAUUUAUGAUUAUUUUAUGGCGCUAGCACGUUUAUAAAUCAAGCAAUAGUGAUACCGCAAUAGUUUUAUAAUAAACAAUCCUUGAUUUCUUUAAAAUUGUGGUAGAAUGAUGGAUUUUGUUAUUGAUACAAUUGGAGAUAGAGAAGAUGAGAUCGCUCAACUUCCACGUUCAAAAGCAUCGCCAGCAAUUUCUGAAUUUUUGCAAUUUAAGCAACAAUUAAUUAACAGUAGCGACUCCUCAACAAAUAAGAGCAUAUUAGAUCCACAAGUUACAUUAAGAGACAUAUUAUUUAGUGAUGGGACAUUGAAAAAUAUUAGAAGCGGCUGUCGAUUACCCAAGAGUUUUCAAAAAAGAACUGAAAAAUUUAUUGAGCAAGAUCUUAUAUCUAAUGAAGUUAAGGAAACUCUUGAGAAAUCUGUAAUAACACCAGAUUUCGAGAACUUACAUACUGUUCCUCCAUAUGAACUGGCAAAGAAGAAACUCCAGCGAGAUAGGAGAAACGAAAAAGAAAAGACCAAAGGGGAAAAAUGGUAUGGAAUGCCUAAAACAGAGAUGACUGAUGAAGUUAAGAGGGAUCUGGAAAUAUUGCAGAUGAGAUCAGUACUAGAUCCCAAGCAUUUCUAUAAAAAGAACGAUCUAAAAGUCUUGCCAAAAUACUUCCAAGUGGGAAAGGUUUUGGAUUCGCCCAUAGAUUUUUAUAACAACCGGUUAACACAGAAAGAGCGCAAAAAGACUCUAGUAGAUGAGCUUCUGGCCGAUGCCGAAUUCCAAAAGUAUAACAAAAGAAAAUAUAAGGAAAUCUUAGAAGAAAAACAAAAAACCCAUUACAAAGCUUGGAGGCAAGCUAAGAAAUUAAAAAAGAAAAAGUAGUACCAAAUAUUUGUGUAAUAUUGUUAUGCAUUAAAGUUAUAUCAUAUCAUAGGCAAAUAGUUUAAAUGGUAAUUACCGUUUAAAUUUUUAUAUUAAUAAAAAUCUAUGAUUAAA